Molecule: messenger RNA, 639 nt
Organism: Phytophthora sojae
Lineage: Eukaryota; Oomycota; Peronosporomycetes; Peronosporales; Peronosporaceae
Exons: 1
Coding region: 1-639 (212 amino acids)
Molecular function (GO): DNA binding
Source: RefSeq, a predicted model, not a curated record
AUGACCAUCACCGAGUCAACGCGGCGCCAGCUCUUCCAGACGACUCGGAACCGCCCGCAACUGAUCCGCAUGGACCAGAUGCGCCACGCUCCGCAGCAGGCUAAGGCCAAGGCAAGGGCGGCAGCGACAAAUCCUUCGCCCAUUGCGCUGGGCACGUGGACAGUCGAGGAGCACGAGUUGUUCCUCGCGGCGCUCGAGCUGUACCCAUCGGGUCCCUGGAAGCGCGUUGCCGGAUGCAUCGGCACGCGCACGCCGCGCCAGGUCAUGACGCAUGCGCAGAAGUACCGACAGCGCCUGCAGCGUCGCGCGGCCAGCGUGACCGCCACCACCACCGUACGCGAAGCUCCUCGCCCUGCCGCGAAGAAGGUGGAGGCGCGAGUCCUAUCCGUUGUCGUGUCGCCCAUGCCAAUGCCAAUGCCCCCAGCUGUUGCGACUGGAGAAAUCCAAGUUGAAGCUGGCAUCUGUUUGACGAACGGAGGUGCUCACACCGCGACGUUCGCGGACGAGCUGCCAUCGAGCGGCCACUUCCCUCUCUUGGAUGUGGACUUCGACUUCCUGGCUCAACUUGCUUCCGACCUCAUGUUCGACAGCGUGGACGUGUCGCUGCCGGGGUCCGACCUUGAGCCCCUGCAACUGUAA